Messenger RNA from Priceomyces carsonii, 1488 nucleotides. RefSeq lists its product as uncharacterized. The transcript has a single exon. NCBI's taxonomy places the organism in Eukaryota, Fungi, Ascomycota, Pichiomycetes, Serinales, Debaryomycetaceae. Bases 1 to 1488 code for a protein of 495 amino acids. Gene Ontology annotation, molecular function: flavin adenine dinucleotide binding; N,N-dimethylaniline monooxygenase activity; NADP binding. The record is from RefSeq and is a predicted model, not a curated record.
AUGCCUUCAAAGGAGCUUAAUAAAAUUGCACUAAAUCCGCAUAGGGUCAGGAAAGUUGCAAUUAUUGGAGGAGGUGCAUCAGGUGCAAUUGCUUUAGACUCAUUGAUUAAGGAGAAUACAUUUCAAAAAAUUGUUCUCUUUGAGCGUAGAGACCGUUUUGGAGGUAUAUGGUGUUUAGAUGAAAAUGUGGAACAACAGCAAGUAGUUCCUGGUUCUACCAGUGAUAUUGCCGAUCCGCAAUUGAAGAAUCCUUUUAAAGAGAAAGAAAAUGCAGGCAAGAGGUAUAUAAACACUGAACAGCCAUCCCAAAAUAGAUUUAUAGAAACUCCGUCUUACUCCAAUAUGAAAACGAAUAUAAUUGAAAAGCUAAUGACUUACAGCGAUGACAAUGCAUGGCCAGUUGACGGGGAUAGAAAUACAAUUGAUACAACUUAUGUUGAUCGUUCAAUAGUCGAGAAGUAUAUUCUGAAAUAUAUAUCAAGAAAUGCUUUUCAAGAAAAUGUUGAUAUACUUACCAAUACUUCAGUCGAAGACAUUGAAAGAGUUUUUAAGUCUGAUCUCGAUAGAAAAAGUUCAUCCUAUCUAUUCAAGCUCACGAUAAGGACGACCCAAGAAGAUCUGGUGGACACGUGGAGACAAGAUGUAUUUGAUGCAAUAGUUGUAGCAACUGGUCACUAUCAUGUCCCUUAUGUGCCGUGUGUGCCAGGCUUAGGAUCUAUAAUAGAAAAAUUUCCAUCCAAAGUGCACCAUGCUAAAUAUUUCAGAAACACAGAUGUCUAUAAGGAUAAGACCAUAUUGAUUAUCGGGUCAAGAGCUUCUGGGGCCGAUUUGAGCAAAUUGAUUGCUGAUAAAGCAUACAAGGUGUUCCAAUCGAUAAGAAGUAUAGAAAACACAAAGGUGAUAUCAAAAAAGGCGAAUGUUUAUCAGAAACCACUUAUAAAUAAGUUCGAAGUAACAAGUGAUGAUACCAUCAAAGUUUUCUUUGAUGAUGAUUCAUUACUUUUAAAUCCUGACUUUAUAAUUUAUUGUACAGGUUACCAAUUCUCCUUUCCUUUUUUAAAUAAUUUAAAGGGAAAUGGUAAGGUAACUAAAGAUGGUCAAAUCAUCCCAGAUUUGUACCAGCAUACAAUUUUAAUCGAUGAGCCACUUAUUACCUUUAUAGGGAUCCCCAUCGAUGCAGUUUCAUUUAGGGUUUUUGAAUAUCAGGCUAUAUUGAUCAGUAGAUAUCUUGCUGGAAGAAUUGAGCUUCCUGAUGUAAAGGAACAAAGAAACUGGGCAGAGGACCGAAUGCAGAAAAAAGGUGCUACGAGGGCAUACCAUACUAUUGGAGCUAUUGAAGCUUUGGAAUAUAUCAACACUUUAACGCGCUUGGGCCAUUUGAAGGAAUCUACCAUCGUUGGAAGAAAAUUUCCUGUCUUGACACUUGAUGAUUUGACGAGAUAUAAAGCGGCCUCUGAACUCUUAAGAGAAAACUGGGAUUCUCGCUAA